Rhizophagus irregularis DAOM 181602=DAOM 197198 is the source of this 1191-nucleotide messenger RNA. The record is from RefSeq and is a predicted model, not a curated record. Lineage: Eukaryota; Fungi; Glomeromycota; Glomeromycetes; Glomerales; Glomeraceae.
AUGUCAUCAACUUCUCAAUUUAAAAUUUUCGCAAAAUCAAAUCUGGUUUAUGUAUCAUUAUCGAUAACUAUUGCUCGUACAUUAAAUUUUAUCGUCAAUUCACCUUUAUCAAUAUGGCAAAAAUUCCCCCCUGAACUACUCAAUUCAAAACGUUUUUACGUAUUAUUAUCUCUUGCACUUUUAUUUGUAUCAAUUCCAUUAAUUUAUUGUGGGAAUAAACUUCCACUUCACAAUAAAUCUGUAAUUAUUGCUUCAAAUUAUGGAAUAAAAUCGGUUGAUUCUCAUAUAAUUCCUCCAAAUUUGGAAAAUUCAAAUGAAAAAGAGAAAUCCUUAAGUAUUAAAUCACCCACAGCCUCACAAAUUAACAAAAAAUUAUUCAAAUGCUUCAUAAUCAUCAUCGCGAAAUGGUUAAUAUUGGAAUUUACAUCUUCUACUUACAUAAUUUCAACCAAAUGGGCAAUAGAAAUUCCGGAAAAAGUUUAUCAAGUUCGUUUAUUAAAAUUUUUUACAAAAAGAAUUAUUCCUAUUACAAUACCUUCAAUUUUACGCAUUUUUUUGCAAACGUGUAUUUAUGACUUCAAUAAAAUAUUAUGUCUUUGUUUUCAUUAUUGCAAUCAUCUUUCGUUUAUUUUUCAUUCCACUUCAGAAAAAAAUCAAUACAAGCCCAUUUUAAUUCAACAUGGUCUUCUCACCCUUACAGAAUAUGUUUCUUUAAAAGAAUGGAUGAUGACUUUUAUAUUCAAUACAAAAUCUUUAUUUAAUCAACCAUGGAUGGCAUCAAGUCCUCGUGAUUUUUGGUCUACUCUUAGGAAUUUAUUAACUACAUUUGUUCCAAGAAAAAUUGCAAAUAUGAUGGGAGUAUUGGGUGCUUUUGCUAUUAGUUCUUUAUUACAUGAAUAUAUUAUUAUUGGAAAUUAUAAUAUUUGGGCAGGUGAACAAACAUUUUUCUUUAUGAUUCAUGGUGUAAUAUUUAUAUUAUGGGAAGCUAUAUUUGGUUAUGAAAAGAAGAAUGAGAUUACAACAGCGGUUGAAAUAUGUGAAAAAUUGGACCAAACUAUACCAGAGCCUCAAAAUGGGCCUUCUCCAAAAGUUAAUCAAGAAAGUUCUUAUAUUGAAUUCAAGACGUUAAUUUGUAGAAAUGAACCUGGGAAUACUAGUUUUAUCAAUAAAGUAGGAGAUCAAGGUGACUAA